Messenger RNA from Camellia sinensis, 1431 nucleotides. The record is from RefSeq and is a predicted model, not a curated record. Lineage: Eukaryota; Viridiplantae; Streptophyta; Magnoliopsida; Ericales; Theaceae.
AUGGAGGAGAAGAGGUUCCGAUCAUGGAGGAGAAGAGGUUCCGAUCAUGGAGGAGAAGAGGUUCCGAUCAUGGAGGAGAAGAGGUUCCGAUCAUGGAGGAGAAGAGGGAGUGGUCCACUAAAUUUCAAGGUCAAGCAGAAUGAUGGAAGUUUGCCGACUUUACUCUUGAAUCCAAACUCAUGGACGAAGGUGGCGAGCAUACUCUUUGUAGAUUUGCCUGUUGGUACCGGAUUCUCCUAUGGAACUACCUCUCUUGCUUCUAAAUCUACUGAUUUGCAAUCAUGUGACCAAGCCUAUGAAUUUCUCAAGAAGUGGUUGAUUGAUCAUUCAAAGUUCUUCUCAAACCCUAUUUACGUUGGUGGAGACUCGUACACUGGCAUUACGAUUCCAAUAAUUGUUCAACUAAUAUCAAAUGGAAACGAAGCUGGCAUUGAACCACUUAUCAAUCUCAAGGGAUACUUACUUGGCAACCCAUUAACAACUCCAGAUGAUAGAAAUUAUGCAAUCCCAUUUGCACAUGGAAUGGGACUUGUUUCAGAUGAACUCUACGAGUCAUUGCAGAGAAGUUGUCAAGGAGAGUAUUUCAAUAUAGAUCCCAGUAAUGCACGGUGUUUGCAAGAUUAUCAAGCUUACUCUCAGUGUAUUGAUGGACUUUACCGUAAUCAAAUUCUGGAACCAUCAUGUGGUUUUGCUUCUCCAAAGCCACAAGAAUUGUUUAGUGAUAGAAGAUCUGUCAAUGAGAAAAACAUAGAGCCUGUUGUUCGUCAACCAUCACCCUGUGAUUCGAGUUCUACUCAUGCAUACAAACUUUCCCAUUUGUGGCUUAACGAUGAUAGAGUCCGAGAAGCACUCCAUAUCCAAAAGGGAAGCAUAGGGGAAUGGAUAAGAUGCGACUAUGGAUUGCCUUACACUCAAUUAAUCUCGGACAGUUUCCAAUAUCAUGUGAACCUCAGCACUAAAGGUUACAAAUCUCUCAUAUACAGUGGUGACCACGACAUGAUAGUUCCAUUCUUGGGAACCCAAGAAUGGAUUAGAGCUCUCAACUAUUCCAUUGUUGAUGACUGGCAUUCAUGGUGGGUCCAAGGUCAAGUUGCCGGUUAUACAAGGACUUACUCCAAUCGGAUGACAUUUGCUACGGUUAAGGGAGGAGGACAUAUAGCUCCAGAGGAAAAACCUGCUGAAUGUUGUGCUAUGUUCGAAAGAUGGAUUUCUAAUCAACCUCUAUGAUCAAUCUUUUACCUAACCCAAAUGGAUGUGCCAACGCCUGAAAGUGUGAUCACCUUCAAGUUGCCAAAAUUCCAAUACGAGACAUGGUCUUAUCUAUUGAUACAACUAUUUUUAUAUAAACACCAUUUUUUAAGGGUGCAAUGUUUGUUAUUUUUCUAUGAGAAAGUGAUCAAUAAAUGGGUAGGCUCGUAUAUUUCAACUGUC